Molecule: messenger RNA, 1461 nt
Organism: Penicillium samsonianum
Lineage: Eukaryota; Fungi; Ascomycota; Eurotiomycetes; Eurotiales; Aspergillaceae
Exons: 6
Coding region: 1-1461 (486 amino acids)
Source: RefSeq, a predicted model, not a curated record
AUGUCUGAGCUCAAAGAUCCCCUUGAUUUGGCCGAGACUGGAGAUUUGUCCAAGUUCUCAAAGCUUGAAGCUACACUUGUGCACACUGAGGUGGAGCGGCGACCAAAUUCAAUAUCACAAGACCGUGUAAAUCGCCAUGCUGAGACUUCAGAUCUGGUUGUCAACGAGCUGGAUUUUGAUUUCGACCUUGCCACAGACCAUUAUCCACUAGCUGAUCUCAGAUCUCUCCAGCAAGUCUUUGAUGCUGUGCAAUACCAUCAGCAUUUGGAACGGGAGGAGAACUUUUCCCUUGCGACUCGCGUGGAAUGCUUCAAAGUUGAUUCGCAGGGAGGAGAAUGGCGAACACUUGACGAGACCAACAUGGACCAACUUUUACAGAACUUCCGGCUAAACAUCUACAAGUCCUAUGCUAUAAGCCCCGUAUUCCCAACAAUUAAACCCUUUCCUGGUCGUAAUAUGCUCGUUUUCUUCGCACCCUUAGUGCCUACCGAGGGUACUUCAUACGGCUCGCGCAUCCUAAUGACCCAAAGAAAUGCGAAGCAGCUCCUCGAGACACUACAAGUCAAUCCUUUGUUUAUGCUGAACAUGAUUGGUCGGCCAGAUUACUGGGCCCCUCAGGCGCAUUGGGAAGUAGAUGAUAAAGGGGGGUUGCUAGCUUGCGAUCUUUUUUGCCAACAUCCUCGUUGGAACCUCCAAGCUCAGGGAGCUCCGCUAUCUGUUUACGUGCGCCACGACGUUAUUCGGAACUUGACGAUAUACAUCAUCUCGCAUAAAGAGCUUGAUACCUCCAUCACCACACUCAAAUCUAUACUGAACAUUGCACUCAAUGUUACUUCCGCAGUUAACAAACCAGCUGUCUUCUCGGAUGAUCCAUUUGACAUCCACGCUAUUCUCUCCACAUUAUCCUUCGAAUCUUCUAAAUUCCAUGUCAAGCGUUUCCAGCGGUUCAUGUGGAAGCAGAUGAACAAAGUUGAGGACCACCUCAUGGGCCUCGAGAUUAGCGAUCGCGCUAAACUUGGAGACUUAACAAAGCAACUCCAAAUCAUGUCCUCAAAUGCAGAUUCACAUAUUGCCAAUGCCGAUGUGGCAAUAAUCACGGCCAAAGCCAUUCGAAAUGCCCACUCACGUCUCAUCAAGUCGCUCCCUCAAUCCAACCCAUUUACAAACCAGCGAGCCGAUGAUUCCAUAUCCUAUAUCAUUUCCUCCAUGGAGAAACAGAGAAUUUGGUUCGUAAACUACAAGCAGCGCAAAGACAGCGCCAUGUCCCUGGUCUACAAUCUCGUGACCCAGCAAGACGCCAUCAAUAACAUCCAGAUCGCUCAUAGCAUGAAGCAAGACUCUACAUCCAUGAAUGCAAUCGCUGCCCUGACAAUGAUCUUUCUGCCAGGUACCUUUGCAGGCACCGUGGUUGGUGCGGGAGUUUUUGGGGGUGCCAUCAGAGAGACGUACCGCUUACAAUAG